CCACUUUUCACCCACCAUUUUUAAGUAUCAAGUCAAAACCAGAAGCAAAGCUCCCAAAUUUUUGCUGGAAGAUAAACCAAGUUCCCAUUGAAAGAAUCAACUUUGCUACCAUUUUUGCUAUUAAUGGAGCUCAAAGUUGUAAAAGCAAGUGUUGAGAAAGGGGAGGGAUUGGGAUGGGGCAAAUCUUUGCUAGUUCCAAACAUCCAAGAGAUAUUGAAGAAUGAUUCUCAAUCAGUCCCUGAAAGAUACAUACAAGAACCGAAAGACAGGCCAUUAAUUUCUCAGAACCUGUUUGAUUCACUUCAAGUCCCCGUCAUAGAUUUCUCCAUGUUAGCUCAAAAGGAUGCAAAUGAAAUAAGGAAGCUAGAUCUUGCCUGCAAGGAGUGGGGCUUUUUCCAGAUAAUAAAUCAUGGGGUUAGAGAGGAGAUCAUGGUUAACAUGAAGGCAGCUAUGGCAGCUUUCUUUGAAUUGCCAUUCCAAGAGAAAUCCAAGUGUGCAAAGGGAGCUAAUGAGAUUCAAGGGUAUGGGCAAAACUUUGUGGUCUCAGAGAAACAGAAACUUGAUUGGUGUGACAUGAUGUUCUUAAAGACAUUUCCCCAUGAAACCAGGAAUUUCAAGUUUUGGCCACUCACUUUACCAGGUUUCAAAGAGGCGGUGGAAGAAUAUUCAACAGAAAUACGAAAGGUUUCGAACAAGAUCGAUGCUAACUUAUCGGUGUUAAUGGGGAUGGACGAAAAUGGAUUGAAAAGGAAGCUAGGAGAGUUUCAACAAGGAAUAAGAAUGAACUAUUAUCCAACAUGUUCAAGGCCUGAUCUUGUUCUUGGUAUUAGUCCUCAUUCUGAUGGAAGUCUAUUCACUUUGCUACUACAAGAUGAUGAGAUCAAUGGCCUUCAAAUUAAGCACAAAGAAGUAUGGAUUGAUGCUAAACCAAUCCCGAAUUCUCUUGUGGUCAACAUUGGUGAUGCUAUUGAGAUUCUGAGCAAUGGAAUGUAUAAAAGCAUUGAACAUAGAGCUAUCAGCAAUGAGAAGAAACCCAGAAUGUCAAUUGCAACAUUUGUGAUGCCAGGUGAUGAAGUCCAAAUAGGUCCACUGGAUUCAAUGGUGAAUGAGAAGCAUCUCCCUAGAAGUUAUAGAAACAUCAAGUACAUCGAUUACAUCAGGCAAAAGUUCGCCAUGAAAAUGCAGGGAAAAGCUCACACCGCCAUUGUUAAGCUAUAAAGCAAAUCAAAAUGCUAGCUCUGUUCUUCAUGUCUGUUUUGUAACAAGUCAAUAUAUGAUAAUUCACCGCUCUUUAAAACAAGAGCAGUAUUCAA
Gossypium raimondii (Peruvian cotton) is the source of this 1313-nucleotide messenger RNA. RefSeq names its product S-norcoclaurine synthase 1. The record is from RefSeq and is a predicted model, not a curated record. The transcript has 4 exons. NCBI's taxonomy places the organism in Eukaryota, Viridiplantae, Streptophyta, Magnoliopsida, Malvales, Malvaceae. Bases 124 to 1218 code for a protein of 364 amino acids.